Talaromyces stipitatus ATCC 10500 is the source of this 1113-nucleotide messenger RNA. RefSeq names its product aryl-alcohol dehydrogenase Aad14, putative. The transcript has 2 exons. Bases 1 to 1113 code for a protein of 370 amino acids. NCBI's taxonomy places the organism in Eukaryota, Fungi, Ascomycota, Eurotiomycetes, Eurotiales, Trichocomaceae. The record is from RefSeq and is a predicted model, not a curated record.
AUGUCGUCCGACGGCUCUCCUCCCACAGAUCUAGGCAAACUCCGCGUCCUCUCCUCCACAGCCUCCAUCCAUGUCUCCCCCCUGGCACUAGGCGGCAUGUCCAUCGGCGAUGCCUGGGCCAGCGGAAUGGGCUCAAUGGACAAAGAGUCUUCCUUCAAACUACUAGACUUCUAUUUCGAGUCUGGCGGAAACUUCAUCGAUACAUCCAACAACUACCAGGACGAGCAAUCCGAGACCUGGAUCGGGGAAUGGAUGUCUUCCCGGGAAAACCGGGAUCAGAUGGUGAUUGCCACCAAAUAUACGACGGGAUACAAGACAUAUGAACUGGGAAAGGGGAGAGCAUCGAAUUAUGUGGGGAAUAGUCGACGAUCGUUGCAUAUGAGUGUGCGCGAUAGCCUUCAGAAGUUGCAGACGGAUUAUAUUGAUAUUUUUAUUGAAGAGAUUAUGGAUUCGCUGCACAUACUUGUCGAGCAAGGCAAGGUCCUGUAUCUGGGUAUUUCUGACUCCCCAGCCUGGCUCGCUUCAGCGGCCAACUACUAUGCUCGCGCACACGGCAAGACGCCAUUUUCAAUCUAUCAAGGACGCUGGAACGUGAUGCUCCGCGACUUUGAGCGAGAAAUCAUCCCCAUGGCACGCUACUUCGGUAUGGCCCUAGCACCCUGGGACGUCCUCGGAGGAGGAAAAUUCCAAUCUCGCAAGGCAUUGGAAGAACGCAAAUCAAAGGGCGAGUCACUCAGGAAGAUCUUCGGAUCAACCGGUGAACAAAGCAAAAAAGAAUUCAAAAUCUCAGAAGCACUUGCUAAAGUCGCCGAGGAACACGGCAUGGAUUCCGUGCAGGCUAUUGCUCUCGCUUACGUGAUGAGUAAAGCGCCUAGGGUAUUUCCGAUUGUUGGUGGGAGGAAGAUUGAGCAUCUCAAGAGUAAUAUUGAUGCGUUGAGGAUUAGGCUUUCGUUGGAAGAGAUUGAGUACUUGGAGAGUGUGGUGGAGUUUGAGCCUGGGUUUCCGAAUAAUUUCUUGGGCCCUCAUCCUAGGGUUGUUGGGAAGACGAGUGGAUGGCUUAUGACUGAUCCGGUGAAUUUGACGUUUGGGGCGCCAGAGUAUGAUUAUGCUUGA